AUGGCUCCUCCCACGACGACCAACUCUUGGCAGCACCCGAGCCCGCACCUGACGCGCGUCGACGCCUUCAGGCGGCAGGUCAACCGCCGCUACGGCCUGUCGCUCGAGACCUACCACGAGCUGCUGCGCUGGUCCGUCACGGAGCUCGAGGCCUUCUGCCGCGAGCUCUGGACCUUCUGCGGCGUCGUCUGCAGCGCCCCGCCGGAGCGCGUGGCCGGCCCCGACGACGGCGCGCUCGACAGGAUGUGGCCGCGCCCGAACUGGUUCCCCGGGGCGCGCCUCAACUUCACCGAGAACAUGCUCGCCGCGGGGCUCGCGGCGCACCCGGACGCCGUGGCCGUGUCGGCCUGCCGCGAGGGCGGCGCCGCCUGGCGGCACCUGACGUGGGCGCGGCUGCGGGACGAGACGGCGCGGUACGCGGCGGCGCUGCGGUCGCUGGGCGUCGGGCAGGGGGACCGGGUCGCCGUCGUGACGACCAACUCGGUCGAGGCGCUGCUGGUGCUGCUCGCGUGCGGCAGCGUCGGCGCCAUCAUGUCGUCGACGGCGUCGGACAUGGGCGCCAAGGGCAUCCUCGAGCGGUACCUGCAGAUCAGGCCCAAGGUGCUGUUUGUCGAGUCGCGCGUCGUGUACAACGGCAAGACGCACGACCACCGCGAGAAGCUCGGCGGGGUCGUCGCGCAGCUGCGCAAGGCGGUUGCGGAGCUGGAGGUGGUCAUUGACGUCUCUGGCAGCAGCUGGAGCGAUGGAAGGAUAAAAUCCCUUGACAACUUCCUCGAUGUCCGGACAGAGUCGCUUAGGUUUGCUCAAGUACCUUUCGAUCACCCUAUCUAUAUUCUCUACUCAUCAGGGACUACUGGACCACCAAAAUGCAUUGUCCAUGGUGGAGGUUCCGCCCUCCUGCAGCAAAAGAAGGAUUUCAUCCUGGGCUUCGACUUGGGUCCAGAUUCUACAUACUAUCAAUAUACCACCACAGGCUGGAUGAUGUGGAACUACCUUAUAUCCGCAUUGAGCCUCGGCGCCAGGAUAGUGCUAUACGAUGGCAGCCCUUUGUACCCCUCUCCUGACUACCAAGUACAGCUGCUUCAAGAGCAAGGCGUCACACAUUAUGGCACGAGCCCCAAGUUCCUAGCUGCCCUCAAACAAGCUGGAAUAAAGAAUAUGCCGCCGCUGGACAGUCUACAGAUGACACUGUCAACAGGGGCGCCUCUAUCUGCAGAGAUAUUCGAGUGGUUCCGAUCGAUCUUCCCAAGUAAGGUCGGUCUGGUCAGCGCGACUGGAGGGACAGAUCUCGUCGCAGGAAUCAUCGGAGGCAGCCCACUUCUCCCAGUCCACCACGGCGAGCUGCCAGCCCCGUCGCUGGGCAUGGCCGUCGAGAUCUGGGACGCCAAUGGCAAGAACAUCGAGGACACGGGCGAGAAGGGCGACUUGGUCAUCACGAAGCCCUUCUUCAGCAUGCCGAUCACGUUCUGGGGCGAGGGCGGCGAGGAGAAGUACCGCAAGGCCUACUUUGACACAUUCCCCGGUGUCUGGCACCACGGCGACUUUGUGCGCAAAAUCGUCAAGACCCAAGGCUACGAGGUCCUCGGCCGUAGCGACGGAGUCCUCAACCCAGGUGGUGUGCGCUUCGGAGCCGCAGAGCUCUACGGCAUCGUCGACCAGUUCUCAGAGGUGCAGGACUGCAUCGCCGUGGGCCAGCGCCGCAAGCUCGACGCCGACGAGCAGGUCCUGCUGUUCCUCAAGGUGAAGACGCCGCCCCUGUCGGAUGGCCUUCGCGACCGCAUCCGGACCACGAUCCGGAAGCAGCUCAGCUCCAGGCACGUUCCGGCCCACAUACUGGAGGUCCAAGACAUCCCCUACACGAUGAACGGCAAGAGGAUCGAGAACCUGGUCAAGGACGUCGUGUGCGGGCGGACCGCGAAAGUGGGCGGCACGGCGGCCAACCCGGAGUCGCUGGAGGAGUAUGAGAAGUUUGUCGACCUGCCUCUGGUGCAGAGCUCUGCAAAGCUGUAG
Messenger RNA from Thyridium curvatum, 2010 nucleotides. RefSeq lists its product as uncharacterized. The transcript has 8 exons. Gene Ontology annotation, molecular function: acetoacetate-CoA ligase activity. The record is from RefSeq and is a predicted model, not a curated record. Gene Ontology annotation, cellular component: cytosol. NCBI's taxonomy places the organism in Eukaryota, Fungi, Ascomycota, Sordariomycetes, Thyridiales, Thyridiaceae. Gene Ontology annotation, biological process: lipid metabolic process. The coding region runs from base 1 to 2010 and encodes 669 amino acids.